Anopheles merus is the source of this 10443-nucleotide messenger RNA. RefSeq lists its product as uncharacterized. Gene Ontology annotation, biological process: positive regulation of transcription by RNA polymerase II; protein homotetramerization. Gene Ontology annotation, molecular function: cAMP response element binding protein binding. The record is from RefSeq and is a predicted model, not a curated record. Bases 2023 to 4335 code for a protein of 770 amino acids. Lineage: Eukaryota; Metazoa; Arthropoda; Insecta; Diptera; Culicidae. The transcript is spliced from 17 exons. Gene Ontology annotation, cellular component: cytoplasm; nucleus.
UGACAGCCUGCGCGCUGCGAUAGUGGUGUUUGGGGAGGAAGAAAAAAGUCUCUCUCGCUCUCGCAUUUCUUCGCACCCUGUCAAUGUUGCGACUGCGGCUCUGAAAACAGGCAAACUGCUUCCUAAACAGUUAAAAAAUCGACAGCUACGUAAAUAGUCAAGUUAAGGGCUUGCGGAAAAAAAAACGGGACAUUUCCUUCAAAUCGCAACGAAAAGCACAUCGUCAGUCAGUGGAAAAGCAAAGGUACAGCGAAGAGGGGGAGGACGUGUGUGUUCACGCUCUGCCAGUCGUGAUACUCAACCAGCCACCGGCACAGGACGCUCCAUUCCACUUCCGAAGCGCAAACUUUGCGUGAAAAUGUCCCCGCAAGGAAUUUGGUCCGAAUUCGGUUGAAGCAAGGAAGUGAAAUUGUUAUACGAUACGAGUGUUUGUCGUUUUUUUUUAGAGAUUUGCAGAUUCUAAAAGUGAAUAUGAGUGAAAAAUAAAGAAAAUACAGGAAAAAAGCAAAACGGUAGAAUUGAACAAAAAAAAAAGGUUCCAUUUUUCCACCAUUUCACACCAGCGAACGGCCGUCCCGACGUUAGAGAAAUAGUGUGAUAGAAAGAGAGAAAAAGAGAGAGAGAGAGAGAGAGUGUGCGUGUGUGCGGCAGCUGUUUGUGCUCCAAAAUAACGAACAGCAGGAGGGUAUACUUUUCUUCCUCUCCUUCUUCGGUGUGGUGCUCCAAAAGAGCAUCGCCAGUGAAAAAGUGAACUUUUGCAUUGCACUGCCCCUCACUCCCCAUAACCGUCGUGUUCUGUUGUCGGGAGGUGUGUGCAGGGCAAGCGGCAAGCAGAACAACUCCACUCUGCACACACAAAAAAACCAACACAUACACGGAGUGCUGGGAAAGCAAGGGAGGCAAUUUUCCUGCUCAAUGCAACACGCGCCUUUGCCGCAGCUAGUACGCAGCAUCCAGCAGAGCAGCAGCAAGGAGUGAUGUGGUGUGUGUGUAUGUAUGUUUGAGUGCGUGUGGCUUCGAUUGUUUAACCUAAAACAACCCCCUCGGUGUGAAAAACCGGCGUGCUGGGGGAAAAUCAUAAACAAAUAAAGUAGAAUAAAAGCUCCAUUCAGUGUACAAGCACAGGGGGGGAAAAGCGCACCAACGACAACGACGGGAAAAGCUUACAAAGCGAGCUUGGUGGUGUGGAUGUGUGUGAUCAGGGGUGCAAGCAGUGUGUAGGGUGGUGAAAAAUUGUCUCGCUCCCAUGUGAAAAGCUCUCUUUUUCCCGUCCCCGAGAGCCAGUGCCUAUUUUUUAAUAUUGCAAAACGAGAAGCGUAACGGUGUGUGGUGCCCCCGAAGCAUAUUUGCACCUCAAGUGCGUCUUUGGUGUGUGUGUGUGUGUGUCUGCGUGUGUAUGAAGAUGGAUCGCUAACCGAAAAUAAAACAACAGCAAAAGUGUAUCUUGUUUCAGGGAAGUUUUCCACCGCCGCAACUGCCCACGGUACGGUGGUCGGUCGCAGUAGGCUUUUUUUUUCAUUGUUUGUUUUGCCGUCUGGGCUGGGCAGCGGGAAAAGCGUCGCCGUCGAUCGGAAGGCAACCAUGCUGUAGUAGCAACAAUAGAGGUGCGCGCACACUUCUGACCCACACACACACAUACACCCACCCACGGCAAUAGGGGGGUGUGGAAAACAGUGGCAGUUGCGUGCGAGACAGCGGGGUGCAGUGAAAGGAAAAGCGUGCGUACGCUUCUUUGUUCGUGUGCGUGUUUUUGCGGCAGAAGCGUAAAGCGCAACAAUAUCAUCUGUUGGCGGGUGCGGGAAGUUUACAGUCCUCCUCCCCCUUCGCCCCCUUAAGAGCAGAAGUGUCCGAAUAGUGUCUGCUACACGCGUGUGUGUUUGUGUGAGCGUGCAGAGCGUGCGAGGUACAACAACAGCAACGGCAAGAGGAAAACGCCACCAGACCCGCCCGUGGUGACGCGUUGCGGAAAAUCCGGCUCGACCCAUAGUGUGAAAACGGGAAAAAGGGAAAAUCGCACCAACGAUGGCGAAUCCGAGGAAGUUUAGCGAAAAGAUUGCGCUACACAAUCAAAAGCAGGCGGAGGAGACGGCCGAAUUUGAGCGGAUCAUGCGGGAGGUGUUGGACGUGACGUCGAAGGCGUCCAAGAGUGCCAACCUGUCGCCGACGACGGGCACGCUGGGCACGUUUCGAGGCGGUUCCCUGCCCAACGUCAAUAAUGAAAACAAACAGUACCAGGAAAAGGCGGACGAUGGUACAAACCUGACGGAGCUGAAACCCUACACGCAACCGGAAACGAUCAAGGUGAAAAAGGAAAUAUCUCCCAAAGCCAGCACACCGAGCCAUACGAGAGAAUCCAGAGGGCGAACGCCUGGAGGACCCAUGCGUAAUCGGCAAUCGAGUCGAAACCAUGACACGUCACCGUACGGCAACAGUACGGUUCAUUUAAUUCCCCCGAUGGAAAGCAACUGGCACCGUUCGAUCUCGGAUUCGGCAAUCCACCAGAGUCUCUGCCAAAAUCAGCAACAAGACGCCACCCAUCUGACCACUCACACACCUCUAACGCUAAGCCCAACAGUGCAAAGAAAGAUUUCAAAUGCUCAACACAUUUCGAAAGUACACAACAACCACAUGACCAACAACCAUCAUAAUCAUCACCAUCAUCAUCACCAUCCGAGCAAUCAUCACGAUAACGGAUCGACGCAGGACAUCCGGUCACGCUCCUCUACCGCCCUGCCCAGGCUACCCGGCAUCAACAUCUACCCGUCGCAGAACCAUCCCGACAGUAUACAGAUACCGAUACCGAGCAACACGGGCUCGUUACCCGACCUGACCUCCGUCGGUUAUCCCUCCAUGUAUCCGGCAACGUUGGAUCAAGAGUACGAUCCGAACGGACAAAACCACAGUUACUGUCCGAGCCCGCUCGGUACUUCACCCUCGUCGCUUUCACCAACCUCUGCCAUCCAGAACCAUCACCACCAUCCGCACCCGAGAGCGAACAGUUUCAGCGGUGGCGUCAGCAGUGCGACCGGAGGAAACGGUUCCGGUGGCGGCGGAGGAGGAGGCGGAGCAGGAGGAGGAGGAGGAGGCAGCAGUGGCGGCAGUGGCAACAGUGUUGGCGGCUAUCCCAUUCCGACCAGCCAUUCGAACAGUGGCUCCGUCAGCCCGACCGGCAGCGGUAUCAGCUGCAGUCCCAGUGCGUCGUCGGUGGCCCCGAUCGCGGUCAAUAGCGUAAACAUGGGGAACGCUGUGAAUCACAACAAUGGCGCAACGCUUAACAAUGGCAUUAAGGGGAAGAAAGCAAAGCCACAAACCAUCUCUAGUCAGCCUUUUUUAUCUGUACCAGAUAGUAAUAGAUAUUCGUUUAUGUCGAAGGUCAACAAUACUUAUGACACUAACCAGCAGCAGUCAGUGCAACAGCAGCACCAGCAACACCAGCAACAAGCACAGUCUCCACAGCAGCAGCAGCAGCAGCAGCAACAAGCACAACAGCAGCAACGAAUACCAACGCUGGAUCAGAUAAGCUACGAUAGCUUCACUCAGAUCACCGACGGUCUGGCGUCGCCCAACCAGAACUCACCCGAAAGCAUACUGUACGGAUCUCAUGGAAAUAUGUCCCCGCAAAUUAUGUCGGACUAUCGAACCCGGCCCAGUCCCGGCUCCAGUCCAGGGCUUGCGCUAGUGAACAAUCCCGAUUCCAACUCCAGUGCACCCUGCAGUCCAGUGUCCCACACGGUGGGCAGUAACAAUGGACCAACUUACGAUAAAUAUCCAACCAGUGACGUUUACGUACAGAACACCCUACCACAGUAUUUGGAACACAUCACACUGGACUGGACUACGCUGGUUCAGAGUCUAGUAGAGUCCGGAUGUACAUUAACCGCGCAAGUGCAGGGUGAUACCGACUUUACCACCAAUCAAAUGGUCUUUAGCGGGUUUGAUGAAACCUACUUGACGAUGAACAAUGGUCUCGGUAUACGCACUCACACCGGUCAUGGCAAUGGGCACACGCAAGUCCACCAGACAGCGUCGCAGCAGACGAACCAGCUUAACUCGAUCAACUGUCAGAAUAUGCAGAAUAUGCAAAACACCAACAUGAACAACAUGUACAACGGGACGACGGAACCCCUGCUCAGUCUGCCCAACACCCAAUCGCUUAUCGAGCCCCAAACGCCCACGAUACCGGAGAUCGUUUUUACAGAUUAUUCGACUAGGGACGAUUUCGAGGCAGACCUUGGGCUUGGUCAUAUGGAUUUCCAAAGCAUCCAGAUGCUCUCCGACACCAGCACGAUGAUUGACCCGAUGGACGAGGACAGCUUUCGACGAGAUUUACAAUAGUGCGAGGCAAACUGGGACGGCUUACCGAACGACUUCUAUUAGCCCGAUGCGCUAGCUGACCCAGGCCGUCGAACGGCACCCUUACUGGCGAGCGACAGAAAUACAAACGACAGACGACACAACACGCAAACAACACACACUGUUGUGGGUGGGUGGGUGGAGGGAAAUAGUUAAUGAGUAACUGUUACUUGAGGCUGACCGCAAACGUUGAUAAACUAUAGUUAAGGAUAAGGUGUGUUUGUGUGUGUGUGUGGAGUUGUUAGCGUACGACGAGAGUUUGUAGUAUACCAGGAUCAUAUAGAAUAGUAGACAGCUGUGCAAAAUGGUUAUGUUUUAAGGUUGAGUAACAAAACCUUUCCCCACGUUGCGUGUGCAUUGACAAAGUGUUACAUUAACUAGAUGUGUUUUAGAACUGGUUGGUGUAAAGGUGUGCAAAUUAAUGUUUAGUUGAGGGCGAGAAACAAAAACAAGCUUUCCCGUGGAUGUUGUGACAUUUUUGUGAAGAGCAUUGUUUCAACAUUGUUUCACAAACAGUUUCCUCCAAUGUUGUCUUUCCCAUAUGGUGAUAUGGUGUUUUUUUGUACAUUUAUGUUGUUUCCUCCUGUUGGUGGUAAAGCAUUAUUGCGAUGAGAUUUAGAUAAAUGCUCUGAGGGAAAAACUGUUUUCCCCCUUUUGAUGGUCACAUUUAAUGGAAAGAAAUAAAUCUGUUUGGUCAUUGCAGACACAUUGCUGUACCAAUGUUUCUGUUUGCUUCACGGGUAUGCAACGGAAAGCAAAAGUAUAAUUUAAACGAGCUGGUUUACUAAAGAUUCGGUAAAACUGAUUGUCACAAAAGCACAAAAACUUCGUACAGAGUACCUCGAUGCCUUUGCUUUAAUACGAUUUUACUCCUGCUCUAAACGAAUGCUGUUUUUCAUUUAAAGAGUCAUCGGUGAACUCUUGACCAAGCGAUAGGACGAUGAAAAGUGCUAGCUCGAAAAAGGAGCAAGUUUGAGAGAGAGAGAGAGAGACGCUUAGAGAGCCGAACGUGUUUAAUAAAAGGAAGGUUAAAUAAGCGAUGUGGUCCAUCAAUUAGAUUGCAAGCAUUAUUGUCGACAAGCAGCAAGAAAAACUCUCGAGUAAAUGUAAAACUGUUUUCAUGCCGAAUUAAUAAAAAAACAAAAUCUUAUGCCGAACAGAUGUAAUGCGAGAUGAAAAAAAUAAGUAAAAAAAACAACAACAACCAUCCCCCCCCCGAAAAGUAACGUUCUCUGUGUAAUGCUCUGUUUUUUAAUGUCACUAAAGCAUUAAACAUAAUGAAAACAAACAAAAAAAAAGAUUGUGCUAUUUACUGAUAAUAAAAGGGAUGAUAAGCUCUAGGUUUAGGAGUAGAUAAAGACUAAUGCAAGUUUAGUUAGGAAACGAAAAAAGGCAGACAAAAGGAACGAAUGAAACAUGAUAAUAAAGUUUGUGAAAAAAAAAACACACACACGUAGCAACAAAAGGUCAAUACGAAGCGAAACGGAACCCGAACGAAAUGAGAAAAUGUUGAGGAUAGGGGGGGAGGGGGGGGGCAGACUAUACUUAACUAGGACUUUUUUUGUUGUUUCUACGACCAACGAACGCGCGAUGGUUAAGUAAAUGAUUUUUUACUAUCGUUUGUAAUGUUACAACGCGACUGUUGUGUUUACAGCAGCAGUUUCAUCAACUCAAGCAGACUUUGUGUUUAGUUCGCUUUGCAUUUAACAAAUCCCCAUUUGUUGUUUAUUUUUCCUGUGCUUUGUUUUCCCUUUCGUUUCCUGCAACCCAGUCGUCGGUUGGUUGGCGGUCAGGCUGUGCGUGAAUAAAUGAUAAUGCUAGGUGAUCCGAUGGAAAGGAUAACAUAUUCUUAUUUUACCACCCCCUGCCCAGUGGUAUGGUACACAACAAGCAAACGACACAUACGAACGUAACGAACAAUAGCUAGAUAAAUGGCCAAUGGCAAAAAGCUGGUGGUAGCGCGAUUGGCGGAGAAUGUAUUGCAUGUAAAAAUAUCGUAACAUAUCAAACUGUACGAAACAUUGUUUGUUAGCUUUAUUCAAUUCGAUUCUUCCGAAUCGACGAAAAUACAUCACAUAAAUGCCGAUUGAUUCCCCUUCUAGAGGACUGCGUUACGGGGCUACGAUGCUAACUUCGGUGGAACGUAAACCCACAGGUCACAGAAUCGUUAGUUAAUUUAACCGAUUAGUUUUGAUUAAAUUAAAAUUGUGUACAAAAGUACAAAAAAUAACACGUAAUAUGCUAAACACUUUCAAUGACAUCAUAUACGGGAUGUGUUGCAAAACAAAAGGCAGUAAGCAGACAGCAGGAAGUGAGCAAAUCGAAAUCCUCUCAGCAUUCUUUUAAUGUCACUGUUAAAUACUGUUUGCGUUUGUGUUCGUUGAUAAAUUCGGCGUUUUCAAUGUCCGUGUGGUUAAUUGUUCCUGAGACGAAAAUGAUCGGAACGGAACUCUGUGUGUCACACUUUUGCGCUGUGAUUGAGCGAGCGGGGUUUUAUUUUCGUUGCCUUUUUUACCUUGAGCGAUGUGUGAUGACAGAGUAAGGAGAAGAACCAAUUUCAACGCUGUACAAAAUGUUCUCCCUUUUUACAUGCUACACUCGUGAAUCGAUAGUUUCAAUGGCUGGGUACGCAUUUCCCAUUUUCUAUCUAUUUAUCUCCUUCGCUUCCAUCCCUUUUUCUACACCUUUUGCCUAUUGCAUACUGAAAUUGACUUGAUUUCUAACGGGUACUUAUAAUGCAAAACUGUUCGCUUCACUAUACAUCGCUACCAAUGGUGGUGAUACGCAUGAUAACAAUUUUCUCCUUUUCCUCGCGAUGAUGGAAAAAGCAUCCACCACAAAGCAAAGCAAAGCAUCCACCACAAGCUAGAGGAAAAGAACAAGCAGCAAGGAAACAAAACAUAAAAAUAAAAUAAAACCAACAAACAAAUAAAAGAAAUGCCUUUCAGAUAUUACGCAUCAUAUUUUUGCACCGAUUGCACUACAAAAGGGGUAACAAAUGCAUCUACCGAAGCGAUACGAUACAUAAUGUGCACAGCGCUCUUGCAAGCAAGGGUGAAGAGAAAGGCGCUCAAUUACAUUUUGGACUCGAUUACAGUACCUUUUUACAGAUUAAAUAGAUUUGUGAGGCAUGGUGGGUUGUUUUUGUAUAAUUUUAAACCGUUCAACACAACAAGCGUGUAUAAUACUGCAUGAAUCGAUGGAUGAAUGAUCAAAAAUGUACAUAUUUUGUUCGCAAAUCUGAGUGUUUUGGUUGUUUUAUUUCUUCAAUCUUGUUAAGAUACUGACAUACCCCCAUUUACCCAACAACAUACAGAGCAACUGUGCCAAACUGUUAAACUUUUACUUUUACUAUACGACUGUUGCAUUCAAUGUUCAUUCAACUCAUAUUCAUAUCUUACGCCCAUUGUUCGCUUCUCUUUGCGCUGAAAUCCCACUGAGCAGAUAUCAAAAGCGGGACAACAUUACUCGUAAGAACAUGCAGCAUGCAGAUACAUUCAUUCAGAUUGCACUCUUCAAUAGAUAGCGAAACAUUUGUCGAUUUAAUACAAACUCCAAAGUAAAAUAAUUCAUAAAAAUGAACCAACAGUAACAUACAAAAAAGAAGGAAAACUGCACGCGCAGCUCAAAAGCCAAGUGUGGUGUGCGCCUUUUAGAAUAGAAAAAAAAAGGAAAAAAAGGGAAAAUGUGUAGUACGAAUACGGUUUGGCAGCAGUAGAUAAAUCGCAGAGAAUGACAUAGAAACAGUAGAAAAAUAUGCAGGAAAACAGACAUAAAGAAGGAACGCAUAUUACAUACUUCCUGUUCAAGUAUUUGCCCUUUCGGUUGAGAUUUGGUUGACCUUAAUUCUGAGGCUGGCUGCCGUCGUAAAUUAUGAAACAAUAUCAGUGUACAAAUAGAAAAUUGAACCUCUGCUCCCUUUUGCUUCAUCAAUGGGAAUGUAUUUCUUUCCCUUGUUUUUUUUUACAUCUCACUCGAAUCUCGUCGUCGUCGAUCAAUAUCCGAUUGGCCGGUUGUAGCCGGUCACUCCGUUGCCUUACUUCUUCGCAGCCGUACCAUGAUGUUGCCCCCCUUUUUCGGCGCCCGGCAUUGAUUUUCAAGGGGGAUUUUGUUUUCCAAACGUUAAGUACACAGAGCACAUGUAGAUAGAGAUUGGUUGGAAUGGUAAUGAGAGGCACACGGGCCAGAAAACGACAGCUGUGUGGAGCACUGCAUUUUAAAUGUAUAAAUUUGUAGUUAGUGUUGCCACGCGUACUUCUCGAUAGCACAAUGUGGUGAGAAAUUGUUCACAGUUGGAUCACAUGUUGGAAGAAAUUAGCUUAAAGUGAGAUAUCCUUACACUGAUGUAGAUCCUAUUUAGCUGCUCUAGCGUACUUCCCGGCUAGAACCCACCCUCUCCAAGUACCUUUGUUACAAAAGAGUUUUGCGGCAAAAAUUACGAAUUGAAGAUUAAUAUAGCAUAUAUUUACGCACGUUGACCUGAUUUUACAAAAAAAAAGAGAGACAAAAAGAAAUUCUAUUGUUUCUAUAUACACAAUAAGAUGCAUUCACUAUUAUUACAUGUGUGUUGUUGAUCUAACAAGCGAACGAAAGGAAGUUAAAAUCAGUUAGAAUAUUAACUAAAACAUAACUAAAUGGUCUGAUAAGUGAAAUUGGGAAUAGUUUGUUUUUAUUUUUAUAGAUAAAAAAACGGGAUAUUAAACAUUAACGAGUACAGACAGACAUGCUGUACCGUACAAAGUAAAGAAUCUGAUAUGCUGGUAGGGCGGUAAUAGUGUGAUACAAGGGCGUAAAUAGCUAGCUGUCAGAAUACCGUGGUUGCCAUGGUAGCUGGAAAAGGGUUGCGCAUGGUUUUGGCUCAGUGCGUAGCAUCGGUUGCGUUGCGUGUCUCGAUCGUAUUACCUAGCUAGGGACGGCAUUGUAUAGAACAGUCAAUUAGUGUGCGAUUGCAAAAAAAAAACAAAAAACAAGAGAAGUGUGUGUAAUUUUCUUAUGAAAGUAGCACAAAAUCACCUUAAAUUAAAAAGAAAGAACAGUUAAAUGUAGAGCAACGUCAAACAAACAAAGACAUGUAGAAUGGUAAACACGAAAAAAAAAACGAUUAAACAAACGAAAAAAAAAGGUAAAGAAUAUUCUUUACCAAUUAAAUGCAAUUUGAAAAAUUGUUUGGAACAAUUGGCGUGUGUUUCUGUAUCUGUAUCUCUUUCUCUCUGUGUGUGUAUGUGUGUAUUCAUCGUGCACAAAGUUACACAUUUACACGAGGUAAUAUUCCUACAAAAAUUGGCAAUUCACAGUACUCUAGCAUCAAAGUGAGCCAUUUCCUCAAUGUCGGAGUUCGGAGUAGCUUUUUAUAUUUGCAGUACGCUCGGUGGCAACAAGUAAGGGUGGCAAAUAAUAUUUAAAAAAAACACACACACACACAAUAAACAAGCAGCAGAACCAAUGGAUAACAAUUGUUUCUUUCCCUACUCUCUAUCCAUUCUAUCUCUAAACCUUCCCGUUUUUAUCACAUUUCAUUCAACUUUCUACAUUCAAACACAAGUGGACGGGACAGAAGAAGUAUGUGAUGAAAUAGUGCAUCUCUAUAGAAAACGAAAAUAAAAUAACAUAAAUCUCCGCUGUCAAAAUAGAAACAAAAGAUGAUGAUGAUGAAAAAAAAAACAAUACCACAAUUAAAACAUAAAACAUAAAUAAAAGGCGCCCAAAUCAUGCCAAUGUUCUCUUUCUCUACCUUUUUCGUACCCAUAGAGAUGAUGAAUCUUAAAGUGUGUGUGUGUAUAAGUGUGUGAUAGGAUAAAAGAGAGAGAAAGAGAGAGAGAGAGAGUAAAACAAUAGUAACAAGUAGAAGGACCGUACCAGACGAAUGGGAUGAAUUCAACCACAACAAACGUACACUGCUGCAAACAGGGGUAGUGCUAAAAGUGACGAAUAAUGCGGGUGCUAUUUAAAAGAAAAAACACUAGUAAAAGGACUAGCAAAGAAAAGGAAGGGGUGCACUAGUAAAGGAAGCUCGGACGAUAGUGGAUGGAAGGACAAGUUGUAAAAUAUUACUUAAUACAAAUAAUAAAAGUAUGAUACAAAUGAACUGUA